This is a messenger RNA of Paramecium tetraurelia, 891 nucleotides long. RefSeq lists its product as uncharacterized. Gene Ontology annotation, molecular function: ubiquitin-protein transferase activity. Gene Ontology annotation, biological process: protein ubiquitination. The record is from RefSeq and is a predicted model, not a curated record. Gene Ontology annotation, cellular component: CCR4-NOT complex. The transcript is spliced from 4 exons. Lineage: Eukaryota; Ciliophora; Oligohymenophorea; Peniculida; Parameciidae.
AUGUAAAAUUCAGACAACUCUGACGAAUACUACAGCGAUGAUCAGCAAGAAUCUCCCAGGUUUCUGUACAGCUUUAGGGAGAUAAGUCUUUAGAAUAAAACCUUGUUGGCUGAAAUUAGAAUUAUAUGCAAAAACCUGAUCUAUGUGAUUGGCUUGGCACCCAGCAUAGCAAAGGAGGAACUACUGAAGAAACCAGAGUAUUUUGGACAAGCAACACUUUUAAUCCCCCUUCCCAUGCUGCCUACAUUACAUACAGAAAUGAACAGGAAGCAUCGAUGGCAAUUUUAGUAUACAUCAUAUUUAAAAUUUAUGGCAUGCGAAAGAUUUCCACUGCAUGACAGAUAUGUGAAGGCAUCUUUUGGUACAACCAAAUAUUGCACCAACUUCCUUAAAGGAUAGUAAUGUAAGAUAAAAGACUGUGUUUAUUUGCACCAACACCCAAAAGAUAAGGAGUCCACUCAAGUCAUUAAAAAAGAAGAGAUGAACAAUUCUAAAUGGCUCUUUUCUUACUCCCAAAAAAUAGCGUAAGACAAUUUCAAAAAAUUCUAUUCCAAAAUCAACUACAAAAAUGCUCUCUAAAAAUCUGUCUUCCUCAACACUCAAAACAUUCUUGAUCGGAUGAUUGAAGAUAACAUUGUAGAUCGCAUCCCAGAGCAGCCCCAACCUGCGCAACAACAGCAGAUCGUUGAAGACACACUACCAAUCGAAAUCCCUGUAUCCUAAAAGUCUCUUGAUAUCGAGAAGCGUUUGGAAGCAAUCAUACAAAACAGUAUUAUUCAUCUCUUAACGCAAGUGGAUGGGGACAGCAAUUCGAGAUUCAAGUUCACAAAUGGCAACUGUCCGCAAGACUACGAAGCUAUCUAGUAAUUGAAGAAAUCCCUUCUGAAAUGA